Molecule: messenger RNA, 7763 nt
Organism: Equus caballus (horse)
Lineage: Eukaryota; Metazoa; Chordata; Mammalia; Perissodactyla; Equidae
Gene: FBXO41
Product: F-box protein 41
Molecular function (GO): protein binding
Source: RefSeq, a predicted model, not a curated record
UGCCCUCUUCCUGACCCACAGAACCGCCCACCCCAGGAUUAGCCUCGUGUGGGAGCAGGCCCAAGCCCGAGUGGUAGGGAAGGGUUAGGAGGGAGUGGUUCGGAUUAAAGGUGGGCAACAGAGGCCACAACCGGAGGUGCCCGGGGCAGAGAGAGUGCACUAGGCGGUGCCAGAAGCCGGGAAGACAGGGACUAGGAGGAACGCGGCCCGAGCGGUCCCUGCACCCCGAGGGCGGCGCUGCGGACCCCUCCCCCAUCGAAGCCACCUUCAGCGGAAAGCGUGGGGUCCCGGCGCAGCCGCUUCUGGCGGCAUCUGCCGCUCCCCAGCUCGCAGGAGAGCCCGCCCCGGAGGAGGGGCCGGCUCCGCCCCACCUCCUUGCUGCCUCCCUCCCCCUUCCCUUCCUUUCCUCCGGCCGCGCGCCCCCUCCUCCCUCCUCCUCCUCCAUCCUUCCCCCACCCAGUUUGUGGGCCCCUCCCGCUGCGACUGGCUGGGAAGCUCGGCCGCCCCCCGCGAGGGGGGGGGGGGGGCGCCAGCCGCGGCGGCCACCCAAGGCUGCGGAGGGGAACGAGAUCCGAGGCCCCGAGGCGGCCCUGCAUCUGGACCGGGCACGCGGGGGCUGCCUCUGCACCCCCAGCCGAGGGCCGCGGGGCCUGGCCUCGCCGCGGGGUGGAGGAGCCUCCUCGUCCCUGGCCGCAGACACCUUGAGCCUUCCUGACCCCGCAGGGGGGCUCGCCCGCAGCCCCCCAUGAGCGCGCCCGGCUGACCGGCGGGGCGGCCGCGGUGGAGCCCGGGCGCCGCGGGGGCGGCGGGGCCAUGGCCUCGCUGGACCUGCCGUACCGCUGCCCCCGCUGCGGGGAGCACAAACGCUUCCGGAGCCUGUCGUCGCUGCGCGCACACCUGGAGUACAGCCACACCUACGAGACGCUCUACAUCCUCUCCAAGACCAACAGCAUCUGCGACGGCGCUGCAGCCGCGGCGGCCGCCGCCGCCGCCUCGGGCUUCCAGCUGGCGCCCGAGCCCGCCGCCCUGCUGGCCGUGCCCGGCGCCCGCCGCGAGGUCUUCGAGAGCACGUCCUUCCAGGGCAAGGAGCAGGCCGGGCCGUCGGCCGCAGCGCCACACCUGCUGCACCACCAUCACCACCACGCGCCCCUCGCGCACUUCCCCAGCGACCUGGUGCCCGCGAGCCUGCCCUGCGAGGAACUCGCUGAGCCGGGCCUGGUGCCCGCCGCCGCCGCGCGCUACGCGCUGCGCGAGAUCGAGAUCCCGCUGGGGGAGCUGUUCGCCCGCAAGUCCGUGGCCUCCUCGGCGUGCUCGACGCCGCCGCCCGGGCCCGGCCCCGGCCCUUGCUCCGGGCCCGCCUCCGCCUCGCCCGCGUCCCCCUCGCCUGCAGAUGUGGCUUACGAAGAGGGUCUGGCGCGCCUUAAGAUCCGCGCGCUGGAGAAGCUGGAGGUGGACCGGCGGCUGGAGCGGCUGAGCGAGGAGGUGGAGCAGAAGAUCGCGGGCCAGGUGGGCCGGCUGCAGGCAGAGCUGGAGCGCAAAGCGGCGGAGCUGGAGACGGCGCGGCAGGAGAGCGCGCGGCUGGGGCGCGAGAAGGAGGAGCUGGAGGAGCGCGCGUCCGAGCUCUCGCGCCAGGUGGACGUGAGUGUGGAGCUGCUGGCCUCGCUCAAGCAGGACCUGGUGCACAAGGAACAGGAGCUGAGCCGCAAGCAGCAGGAGGUGGUGCAGAUCGACCAGUUCCUGAAGGAGACAGCGGCGCGGGAAGCCAGUGCCAAGCUGCGGCUGCAGCAGUUCAUUGAGGAGCUCCUUGAGCGUGCCGACCGUGCUGAACGGCAGCUGCAGGUCAUCAGCAGCAGCUGUGGAAGCACCCCUAGCGCCAGCCUGGGCCGUGGAGGUGGCGCAAGUGGCGCUGGGCCUGGCGCCCGGGGCCCAGGCAGAAUGCGAGAACACCACGCAGGCCCGGCCAUGCCUAGCACAUACGCAGUGUCACGGCAUGGCUCCUCUCCCAGCACAGGGGCCUCCAGCCGUGUCCCAGCUGCAUCCCAGAGCUCAGGCUGCUAUGACAGUGACAGUCUGGAGCUGCCCCGGCCAGAAGAGGGGACCCCUGAGGACGGUGGCCCUGGUGGCUUGGGCACACGGGCCCAGGCUGCCAACGGUGGCUCGGAGCGGGCCCAGCUCCCUCGCAGCUCAGGCCUGCGGCGCCAGGCCAUCCAGAACUGGCAGCGCAGACCCCGCCGACACAGCACGGAAGGGGAGGAGGGGGACAUCUCGGAUGUGGGCUCCCGAACUACCGAGUCCGAGGCUGAGGGCCCCUCGGAUGCCCCCCGCCCUGGGCCUGCCAUGGCUGGGCCGUUGAGCAGCUGCCGGCUCUCAACCCGACCUGAAGGAGGCAGUGGGCGGGGUCGGCGAGCCGAGAGAGGCAGCCCCUCAUGCUCCAACGAGGUCAUCAGCCCAGAGAUCCUCAAGAUGCGAGCCGCCCUGUUCUGCAUCUUCACCUACCUGGACACACGCACACUACUGCACGCCGCAGAGGUCUGCCGGGACUGGCGCUUCGUGGCCCGCCACCCUGCCGUCUGGACCCGAGUGCUGCUCGAGAAUGCCCGCGUCUGUUCCAAGUUCCUGGCAAUGCUGGCUCAGUGGUGCACCCAGGCCCACUCGCUGACACUGCAGAACCUGAAGCCCCGUCAGCGGGGCAAAAAGGAAAGCAAGGAGGAGUAUGCCCGGAGCACCCGGGGCUGCCUGGAAGCAGGGCUGGAGUCCCUGUUGAAGGCAGCGGGGGGGAACCUGCUGAUUCUGCGCAUCUCCCACUGUCCCAACAUCCUUACCGACCGUUCACUCUGGCUGGCCAGCUGUUACUGCCGUGCCCUGCAGGCCGUCACCUACAGGAGUGCCACAGACCCUGUGGGCCACGAGGUCAUUUGGGCCCUGGGCGCAGGCUGCAGAGAGAUUGUCUCCCUCCAGGUGGCACCACUUCACCCCUGCCAGCAGCCCAUGCGCUUCAGUAACCGCUGCCUACAGAUGAUCGGUCGCUGUUGGCCCCACCUCCGGGCCCUGGGGGUUGGGGGUGCCGGCUGUGGGGUGCAGGGCCUGGCAUCACUCGCGAGAAACUGCAUGCGGCUGCAGGUCCUGGAGCUGGACCACGUGUCGGAGAUCACCCAGGAGGUGGCGGCUGAGGUCUGCCGGGAAGGUCUGAAGGGACUGGAGAUGUUGGUGCUCACAGCCACCCCCGUCACCCCCAAGGCCCUGCUGCAUUUCAACAGCAUUUGCCGGAACCUCAAGUCCAUUGUGGUCCAGAUUGGGAUUGCUGAUUAUUUCAAAGAACCCAGCAGUCCUGAGGCCCAGAAGCUGUUUGAGGACAUGGUAACAAAACUCCAGGCCUUGCGACGGAGGCCCGGCUUCUCUAAGAUCCUGCACAUCAAAGUGGACGGCGGCUGCUAACCCGGGUGGGGGGCGGCAGGGCCCCUGCCAGCCCCACACCAGGGCACUCUCUUUGGACCUCCAGAGGGACCCUGCUUUGGACUAGACCUUCAGAGGCCUAGUGUUAUCCCUGGCUUCCAGGGAGGGGUUGACAGCUUCCUGUCCUCCUCCUGGGAGAGUGGAGCGACAGGCCUGACCCUGGGCACUGCCUCUCCAGGGCAGGGGCUCGGACAGAAGUUGCCCUCCGACCCCCACCCCACCCCCAGCUGGAGCAGCCUUCUGGGCACAGCCAGAGAGGAGCUGAGUCACCACCAGCACCAGGUGUCACCGCCCGAGGAUCUGCAGCAACUACCCAGUGGCUCCUCAGCUGCUCCGGCUGCUGGGGCAGCUCUCCCUUUCCUGAGGCCCCACCUCUGGGUCACAGGUGUCUGCUAGGCCCCAGGCCAGAGGGGGCUCCACAAGGCAGCUCAGACUUGGCAAGGAGGGCUCUUCUCCCCCUGCCCUGUCCCAGCCCUCUGUGGGGCACCCCCUUCAGAUGGCUUGCCUGGGCUCUGGGUCCACUUUCUCCAAGGAUAACACAGAUAGGCCUAGGGGUCUGGGCAUGUGGUCAGUCAGAAGUCGGGUGGGGGGGGAGGUACAGGAAGUAGUGGGAGUGGGCUUGGAAGGGCAAAACAUUCACCCACAACUUCUCCCCAGGACCCUGAGACCACCCCUCCCAAGGGGAGAAAUUGCCAGGCAGAGAAAGAGUUUGUAUUGCUGUAGAAAAGACAAGACCCCUCCUCCAAGCCACCACAUACUCCACUGCACACCAGAGCUGAAUUCAGAGCUAAAAGGUGCAUGUUUCUAUACCCACCACCAAUCCUGAGCCUCUGGAGGGGUGAGGCCCCAGCCUGGGAAACCCUGUCAGUGGGGAGCAGCAGUUCCUGUCUGUGAGGAAUGUCCUUCUAAUCCAGGUGCUUGGGCGGAACUCUGAUGGCCUUUGGGUCCCCUAGGCUGUGCGGGAGGGAGUCACUGGGCUGCCUCUGUGCUAGGGCCUGGAGGAGGCCAGGAGGAGGGUGGUUUGGUUUGCUUCCUUGUCUGGCUAACUUGCUUAAAGAUGUGGCCUUGAUAGGGAGCCAGACCUGUGGGGCUAAGGACAAGGAAGAGCAUCCCGCCCUCCCUCCUCAGUCUCACUGGCCCCAUGGGCUGAGGGCUCUGUUGGGGGUCUUCUGCCUGGGGGCAGUGCUGGGGCCUGAGCCAGAGCCACUUGGCUUAGAAGCCACAGAAAACAAGUGGAGGUUUUUACUGCCCCUUGCAUGGUUCCCCAAGGACCAGGUCCCAGCACUAAAGGCUCCAAAGACUCAGGCCUCCCCAGUUCCUCCUCUCAGAACUCCCACAGUGACGCUGAGGCCGUGGGUCCUGCCAACCUUCCUUGGAAAGUUCCUUCAAACAUUAACGUAGAUCCAUCUUAGGGUUUCCUUCUCUCCUGUACAAGACCGGCUCUCGGCCCUAACCAUCUGGCUGCUGGUCCUGGCUGGGGCUGGGGUCCUCUAGUUUCUCAGUCCUUGCCAAGGACCCAGUUUCUGCCACAGCCUGGCUUGGACAUCAGGACCAGCCCUGUGCUGCCCUGCAACGCGUCCUCCAGACCUGGGGCCCCACAGGCUCAGCAGGGCACCCAGCUCCCUGCUUCCACACCCAGCUCUGUCCCCACUCUUUUCAUUGGUGACUUUUCCUCCUGUGGCUUGUUCUAGCCCGGCCCUUUGAAAACCCCAAAUACCAAGGGUAUCAUGUUGGCAACUCCCUGUCCAGUCUUGCAUGAAGCCUUGGCGAAGUGGCACCCCCCACCCUUGCCCCAGAGCAGCUGGCUUCUUUGGCUCCCACCUCCCCGGUCCUGUCCCCAGGAGUUAUGGGAAGACGCACAACUUUUCUCUGUCCUCCAUGGGUCUGGAGGCCCACUCAGGGCCUGGCUGCCCUGGGUGCACCUGUCAUGUCUUGCCACUGCACCCUCUAUAGCCCCUGCUCCCUGUGACCCCAGGACCAGAGGUGCUGCCCUCCCUGUCUCCUGGACAAAGCACAAAGGGAUGUCCUGCUUGGCCUGAGCCUGCCAUACUGAGAGAGUUUUUCUGCCCUGGAAAGCCUCCAUCCCUGAAUACCACCAGGCUUUGGGCAAUUUCUCCCGGGGUGGAUGCCCACUGGAAUGCCUGGCAUCAGUCCCAGGAAAGGUCAGGGUGCACAGGCAGUGAGCUAGAGUGGGAGAAAUGUGGUGCUGAUAGGACUGAUUCUAGUAUUAGGUUCAUUCACUCAUUCAUUCAUUCAUUCAUGCAACAGCCCUGAGUACCACCAGCACUGGGGGCAGCAGAGUGAACAAGAUGACUCUCCUGCUGGUGGGAAGUUUGCCUUUCAUGGGGUUGGCUGUUUCCAGGAAAUCCACCAAGUCCCCCAUCUUGUAUUUUCCAGCUGAGUGUGUGGAGGAUGUGUGGGAGUCUGUGUUGCACAGGCCCAUGCCCCUGCUAGCAGGAAUGAUGGGUCACAGCAUGUCCCAUUGCAUACCUGCCCCUGGGCUCACAGGCUGGUGCACCCUGGCCUUCAUGCAUGCCCUGAGAACUGGCAAGUUUGCAGGGCUCCCAGGACCCCCCAACUUGACGCUAUGUUCUGCCUCUCCUCAGGGGAAUGAGGCCUGCUGCCAAGUGGGGAGCUUCUGUUGGCUGGGAUGCUCCAUUUGUUCACUUCUUUAGUAACCAUACAGCGAGGGCUGAGGAUGGGGAACAGGGAUGGAGAUCCUAGCCAUCCCUGGAAGACCUCAUCCUUCACUCACCCAAAGGAGAGCCCCCUCCUCUAUAUCUCACACCUAAUAAGAUGCAAAGAGGACUAUCAGAGAGAGAAAACCAAGGCAGGCUGUGCUCCAGGCAUCCCACUUGUGUGUACAAGUCCCAUGGGGGUGGCCACUUGGUGUCCCUACCACCUCUCCCUGCUUACAGCCUGGCCCCAGCACCUGGAAGGCUUGGCACAUUUAGCUUGAGUGCUUCAUCAUGCUUUUAUUUGGGCUGCCUCCCCACAGCACUGGCAGGGAACAAGGGAGAUGCUGUAUGUAUCUGGAUCCCUGAGGGAGAGGAAGUGGACUGCCCAGAACCACGGUCUUUCACUGGCCAGGAGAGACCAACUAAAGAACAAGGCAGCUCAUGUUUUCCUAGUCCCUGGAGAGUGGUUUGAGCCAGCCCCUCAAGAACUGCUUCAAAAAAAAAAAAGCCCCCUCCGUCCCAAGGCCUGCUGCUCUAAGGUUUGGCUCCAUCCUUUGCCUUUGGGUCCUGCCUGUCCAUCUGGUCCUGGUCUCCAGUCCUUUUGGGCCACAGGUGCAGAGCUGCUCAGGCCCCAGUCCCUCUAAAGGCGCUAUGUUGAAGACCUUCCCAGAGUGAUUAUUGGUGCCAAAGACCCAGUUCCUGAUGGACUUGGGGUGAAAACAGGAGAGAUGGCGAGCGGGUGCAGGGCCCAAGUGCCCAGAAGAGUUAAUCAAAACUGAUGGGAUCUAUCCCAGCCUGUCAGUCCCUGGUGAGUGUAACUUCUCUCCCCCAGGGGCCUCGAACUUCACUCUUGACCCCUGGUGGCCACGCCUUCUCACCCAGCCUUGUCCCAGGCCUGCAUUUCUGUAUAUAUUGCUGUGUAUUGUGUGUAUGUAUUUAUUGCUGGACAAGUGUGUUCAUCUACAGCCCUUGCCUAAGGAUAAGGUUUAGGACUGUGUGAAGAUCAGAAGACCAGGGCUGACCAUGGCAACCAGCUCCUAGUCCUUCCCCAACCCCUUGGGACCCUGGCCAGUCCCAAGACUGCCCUGACAAUCAGGCAGGCUUCCCUACCCGAGUCCAAGCCUCCCCUGCCACCGAGGGUGUGGCCCCAGGGAGGCUUGGCCUUGGGCUUCCCAGCCUCAGCUCUGCCCUGGCAGGGGUCUUGCCUUCGGCCACAGAGGCCUGAGGUGACCUAGGCUUGCUGCAUAGCUGGCACCAGUAGGCUUGGCUCUGGCGGGCACUGCUGGUGGGGACCUCCACAGCUGGCCCCAGGCCCUGCCUUCCCUGCACAGCCAGGCUGCCGUGAGCCUGAACGGUGAGAGGGUAGCUUCCCCAACCCCAAGCACAUCAGGCAGAGGGGUGGAGAGCAUUUUUUGGUUUUGUUUCUGAAGUGGUGCCUGUACCUCCAGCCCCCAGGGGGCCUUCCCUGGCCCCACUUCUCCGCCCCCCCCAGGCAUCACCAUCCCAGCACUUUGCUCCACGUCACCCAUGGAUGCCCUGUGCCGAAUGUAUUUCAGUGUAUGUAUUUAAAAGGACUCACGGGCAUCAGAAAAUUUAUGACUUUGUAUCCAAUAAAAGAUGGUGAAACUGGAA